GAAUCCCUUUUUGUGGCUAAUACGGAAAUACGCGAGUCGCCGUGCUGAAGUGGCCCUCAAACGAUCAUGAAAUCAACGGCAGCAGGAGUAGCCCUGCUACUUCUAGUGCUGAAUCAGUCAAGUGAUGCCUUUAUUCACAACUGGCACUCGGGUCCGAUCAACUGCUACGAGUGCGCCACCCUUGAUGAGUGCUCUGCGGGCUCCGGAGCCCUGCGGAAAUGUCUGAAUAACGAUGGCCAGAGUUGUGUGGCCAUCUUCAACAGCAACGGGGCUGUGAUCCAAAGGGGUUGCAGCGACAACUUGGAAUCGGUCUGCACAGAGAGUGGGGACAACUGCUACGAGUGCCGAUCUCACGGCUGUAACUCCCUGAAAACCACCGAGGAUCUGCUCGAGUGCAUUAUCUGCGAUGCCCAGAGCGAUGAUAAUUGUGUCUUCGACAUCGAACUGGUGACUGAGAGGGGGAAAUGCAACCAAGGAUGCAUCACAGCGCUGUAUGCCACCAACAGCGAAGUGGGCGCCCCCUUGGAAUUGGUUCGCACUUGCUUGGAUGACCUCGACUUGGACGAUCGGGAGGCCUGCUCCGAAGGAUCCCUGGAAAACUGUGUGGCCUGCAGUAAAGCCAGCUGUAAUACCGUGGACUUGGGCGUCCGAGGAAGCUGUAACUACUGCAAGGGAGACUGCAGUAGCCCCCAGUCGAAGACCUGCCGGGCUGUUCCCUCUGGAGAAGAUGCUGUGGAGAGCUGCUUCAUCGAGUUCGAUGAGUCGGGAACCAUCUACGAGAUGGGCUGUCUGAGUCAGUACAACGUGAGUGAUGUCACCCUCAUGGAAACCAACAAGCAACUGUGGUACUGCUCUGGUGACAACUGCAACGUGGAAUCUGCUCUGGCCAAGCCACAAACUUGCAAGCUGUGCAGUUCCCGGACGGACGAUGAUUGUGCCGUGGCCCCAGAGGACGUGGAUACGAGUACCCAAUGCGAUAGUCUCGUAAAUAGCGACUGCUAUUCGAGGAUCCUGGAGAAUGGCCACACGGAGAGGGGUUGCCUCACCUCUCUGGAGGGAGAGGACUACCUGGACUGCCUCAAGGACAGCAAUACCACCAAGUGCCUCAGGUGCUCAGGAGAAAACUGCAACCAGCAGCUGCAACCCAGUGAGCGCUUGAGCUGCCAGAUCUGCGAUUCCAGUGAGGAUGCCUCCUGCGAGGCCGCGCCCUCCGCCGCCGGCCUCUGCCUGCUGCACACCGCCAACCAGCAGUGCAUAACAACCAUAGACCUCUCGGGGAAUACCCAGCGUGGAUGCAGUGCCUCGUUGGAGUGCGACUCCAACAACCCCAAGAAGUGUCAGCUGUGCUCGGGAGCCGACUGUAAUAGUGGGAACCUGAAGAGGUUGGAGGACGGUCAGCCGGGUCUGUGGGGUCAGGCGUUGCCCUUGAGCUGCCAGACUUGCGAGGAUACCGCCAGUUGUGCCGCCACCGAACUUACCAAUGUGACCUGCUCCAGUCAAUCGGAUUAUUGUGUGACUGUAUUCAGUCCGAACGGAUCCGUUACCGCCAAGGGCUGCAGCCAGGAGGUGGAGCAGACCUGGAGUACUUACUGUGAUGCCAAUGGAGCCAACUGCCACAAUUGCAACUCCAAUGGAUGCAACAGUGCCAGAUCCCUGGAUGCCUACACCGAAUGCAUCUACUGCGACUAUGAGAACGAAGACUGCGCCAGCAAUGCCGCAAAUGUCAAGUCCCGACGCCUUUGCAAUGGCCAGUGCAUGACCGCUUCUCGCAGGAGAUCCAGUGAGAACUUCAUCUUCGACACGGUUCGGGGGUGUUUGGAUGACAAGGAACCCGAAGAUCAGGCAGCUUGCAUUGCCGGAACCGAUGGAGCUUGCAUUGCCUGCUCCGGAGCCAACUGCAAUGUUGAUGAGAUCUCCGAGAUCACCCAGACCUGCUGGAAAUGCUCUGGCUCCGAUUGCGAUGAUCCCGUCUCCAGUCUCUGCAGCCAGUACACUCCCGAUGAUCAGUGCUAUAUCUUGUUUAACUAUGACGCCGAUAUUACGGCCAUGGGUUGCAAAUCCGAUCUGGAUGAGGAGUUUGUGGAGGACUACUUCCAUUCCCUGCUCUUCUGCAACGAGAGCAAUUGCAACUUCUUCGAUAACCUGCCUGUCCCGCACAAGUGCCUCGCCUGCGAUUCCUCGGAAGAUCCCAACUGUGCUACGGACCCCUCAAAGAUCGAGCUGAUAGGAAACUGCGGCGUCUUGCCCUACUCCAGCUGUCAGACCCGCGUCAGAAAUGGCAUCACCCAGCGCAGUUGUCUGAGCAGCUUGCCUCGAGAGCAAUUGGAGGAGUGCCUCGCUGGCACCGGAACCUGUGAGGUCUGCACCGGAGAUAAGUGCAACAUCGACAUAUAUCCCGCCGAUCGUCGUCGUUGCCAGAGGUGCAACUCCCUGACCGAUCCCACCUGCGCCUCAGCUCCCGACGCGGAGGAAGUAUGUCCCUACUAUCUGGAGAACGAAGGAUGCAGCGCCAAGUUGGUGGAUGGGGUGACCUACCGCGGUUGCCAGCGGGAGUUCACCUGCGACGACUCGGACAAGCAGCACUGCCGCAUGUGCUCCAAGAGUAACUGCAACGUGGCGGAUCUGUCCAGCUCCUUUAUAGGCUAUCCUGGCAAGUGGUCCAGUGGCCCAGUGAAUUGCUACACUUGCAAUGGCACCCAGUGCCAGGAAUCGAGUUCGGGCACUCUGCGCAAGUGUACUGGCAACGACGAGCAAAACUGUGGCACAAUCUUUAAUGCCUCCGGUGUGGUGGUCUUCCGAGGCUGCUCCGACACCAUCUACGAGGACGAAGAUCUCCUGCAGUACUGCGAUGAGAACUCAGGGAACUGCAAGUUCUGCAAGUCUUCGGGAUGCAAUACCGCCAAGGAGCUGAGUGCCUAUGUGGACUGUCUGUUUUGCGAUGGCAGCGAGGAGGCGCAGUGCGUGAGGAGCGUUGGAGAUGUGACCCGCACCCUGUCCUGCCACGGCAGGUGCUUCACCGGUCUGUAUCCCCGCAAUAAGUCUGACUCGAAUCCCGUUUACGACCUGGCUCGCGGUUGUCUGGAUGAACUGGAGUACGACGACCGUGAGGCCUGCGCAGCCGGAACUUUGGCCAACUGUGUUUCCUGUUCGGGCGCCAGUUGCAACACCGCUGAUGUGCCCGAGGAUCGUCUCAGCUGUAAUGUCUGCCAGGAUGCGGAGUGCGAAACGAUUGCCAGCCAAGUUUGCUUGGGCUAUCGGUCAGGGGAGCAGUGCUACAUCCAAGUGGGCGACCUCAGCGUGAAGGCCAUGGGCUGCGCCACCGAUCUGGAGGACUCGUACCUCUUGACCAACCGCAGGGACCUGUACCUGUGCUCCGGCAACGACUGCAACACCAAGGAUAAGCUGAACACCGUCGGCGUGUCCUGUAACAUCUGCAACUCCACCUAUGAUGAUAGCUGUGUGAGCACCGGUGGCUCCUCGCCAGCUGUCUGUCACCACUACAUCAAUCCAGAGUGCUACAGCUUUUUGAAUGAAGAUGGUGUCUUGCUGCGUGGUUGUCUCAUGGACACCGAUGACGACGUCUUCGAUGAAUGCCUCAGCUCCGGCAGCUCCAACUGCACCAUUUGCAGCACGAACGGUUGCAACAGUGAGGUGUAUCCCUCGGAUUGGCUUACCUGCCUGCGCUGCGACUCCGCCAACGAUGCGGAUUGCGCCCUAAGUCCCUCCGGCUAUUCGAGCUAUUGCCGCACGUAUUCAGAGGACGAUGCCUGUGCGACUUCCUUGACCAACGGUCGAACCCGCCGUGGCUGCCAAUCGGAGCUGAACUGCGAUGAGUCCCAGGCGGGAAGCUGCAGGAUAUGCUCCGGAGCCAAUUGCAAUGAUGUGGAUCUGCAGUCGGGCUACGUGGGUGAGCCAGGAAAGUGGACGGAUCUGCCAUUGAGCUGCUAUGCUUGUGACAAUGCCACCAGUUGUGCCUCUGUCACGGAGGCCUCGAAGUGUGAGGGCAACAACAAACAGACCUGCUCCACGGUCUUCAAUGCUGCGGGUCAGGUGGUGGCCAGAGGAUGCAGUGAUGCUGUCCUGGCAGCCAAUGCGGACUACUGCGAUCAGAACAAGAACAAUUGCUUCCAGUGCAAGUCAGAUGGUUGUAACAACGCCGUGUCCCUGGACUCCUAUGUGGAUUGCUACUUCUGUGAUGCCGAGGAGGAUGUGAACUGCGCCUGGGAGAAGCCUGAGAGUACCAGGAAGUGCCAGGGCCAGUGCAUGACUGGAUUGUAUCCUCGAAGCUCCUCCUGGGACUCUGCCCUGCUGCCCACUCGCGGUUGCCUGGACGAUCUGAACUUGGAUGAACGCACUUCCUGCGCCGCAGGAACUCAUGCUAAUUGCACUGCCUGCACCGGCUCCCUUUGCAACGGAGAUGAUGUGAUUGCUAACCCACUGGAGUGCUAUACCUGCAAGGAUCCCGAGUGCGAGGAUCCGGAGACAGCCAAGUGUGUGGCCUACAGGGAGCACGAUCAGUGCUACCUGGCCUACGAUGAGUCCAAUGUGGUGGCCAUGGGAUGUGCCAGUGAGUUUGAAACCCAGGUGAUCCAGGAAUUGGUGGCCCAGCAGCGAUUGCUCCUUUGCUCUGGACAGAAGUGCAACGAGUACACUAUCACUCCCGAUCCCCAAACCUGCCUGCACUGCACCUCCACCGACGAUCCUCGGUGUGCGACCAAUCCGAACCAGCUGCUCACCACCGACAUUUGCUCCAAGCUGCCGUACACGGAGUGUGUGACCCAGAUCGACUCGAAGGGUAAUACCAUUCGAGGAUGCCUGUCCAGUUUGGAUGGAGGAGACUUCUACGAGUGUUUGACUGGGGAUGGAUCUCUCUGCGACACGUGCACUGGCGAACGUUGCAAUGGACUGUCUGUGUUCCCUGCUGACAGGAGGAAGUGCUACCAGUGUGACUCCUCCAGUGAUGCCAACUGUGCUUCGUCACCAGCCAGCCUCACCAGCACUGUGUGCCCCAUCUACUCCCAGGACGAGUCCUGUGUGACCACAUUACUGGACGGCAUUACCUACAGAGGAUGCAACUCCUCUCUGACCUGCUCGAACCCUUCGGAUUCAUCAACUUGCCGUGUUUGCAGCUCAGCCGAUGGUUGCAACACCGUUAACCUGGAGAGGAUUGGAGAGGAUGGUCAGCCAGGAGCUUGGCAGGAUACUCCCAUCGACUGCCUGGAGUGCUCCGGCACAGCUUGUGCUUCUGGAGGAGGCACCCUAACGAAAUGCUCCGGCUCAGAUAACUGUGUGACCGUAUUCGGUGACACUGGCUCGGUUACCCAAAGAGGUUGCUCGGAACCGGUCUUCGAGGCCUCCACCUACUGCGAUGAGAACCCCUCCUCCUGCCCGCGUUGCAACUCCAAUGGCUGCAACACCGCCGACUCCCGAGAUAACUAUGUGGAGUGUAUCGUCUGCGAUUCCAGCAAGGACUCGAACUGCCUGAUUAAUCCCACCCAGAUCACCAAGACUCGGCAGUGCAAUGAGCGUUGCGUCUCGGCCUUCCUACCCCUCUUCAACGAAACUGAAGAUCCCAGCUAUGCCUUGAUCCGCAGUUGCUAUGACGAUCUCGAAAAGGAGGAUCGGGAUGCCUGUACCGCAGGAAGCAAGAGGUUCUGUGCCACCUGCCAGGGUGCCAAGUGCAACUCGGAGGAUCUGGUGGCCAGUCGGCAGAGCUGCUUGGUGUGCCAGGGUGAUGAGUGCCAGAAACCAGAGGCCGCCAGUUGCUCGAACUACAGGGAGAACGAUGAGUGCUACAUACAGUUCGAUGAGGAGCGAUCGGUAACUGCUCUGGGCUGCCUGAGUGAGCUGAGCCACGAGGACAUCUACCUGCUGAGACGCUCCAAGAGAUUGAUCACCUGCAGCGACAACGACUGUAACACCAUUGAAUCCGUGCCAGAAACAGAGAGCUGCGCCUUGUGCAGUUCUCGAACCGAUGCUAGUUGUGCCAUCAGUCCCUCGAGUGUCACCACCUCCACCAGUUGCGUCUUCGGCGGCUUCCCCGAGUGCUAUUCCAGGGUGCUUUCCGACGGCAGCACCGAGAGGGGUUGUCUCUCCAGCCUGGAGGAUGACGAGUUCCUCUCCUGCUACAAUGGCACCUCAACCUCCUGCAACUCCUGCCAGGGCAGUGGGUGCAACCAGGAGGUCUACCCCAGCAACCGACGAUCCUGCCAUGUCUGCAACUCCGACACGGACUCCAGUUGCACAUCCAAUCCCUCAAGCCUCACUGUUUGCUAUCUGUACGAAGCAGAUGACACGUGUGUGACCAACCUGAGGAACGGAGUGACCUACAGGAACUGCGCCUCCUCGCUUAGCUGCGAGGCGAAUGCCAAGACCUGUGUCUACUGCGAGGGCGACGGUUGUAAUCAGGUGGAUUUGGAAGCCAAGUCGGAUGAUAACUAUGGAAAGUGGCAGGACCUGCCUCUUGAGUGUUUGACCUGCGAGGGAACCGCUUGUCAGGGAGAAGAUAUUCCCUCCGUCCAGUGCCAGAACAACAACGAGCAGGACUGCUUGACUGUCUUUGGAACCGAUGGAUCUGUCACCCGUCGUGGCUGCCAGGAUGAGGUGGAGUCGGACGUGGCCAUCGCAACCUACUGCGACUCGAAUACCGCCAGCUGCCCCUCUUGCAAGUCCAACAACUGCAACAACGCCACCGCUCUUAGUCAGUACACCACCUGUAUCUACUGCGAUUCCUACAAGAACUCCUCCUGCAUUUCGGAUCCCACAAGCUCCAGCCACCGCACUCGUCAGUGCCAGGGACAAUGUAUGACUGCUCUGUACGGAAGCACUGAGUCGGGCCUCGAUCUCAUUCGCACUUGUCUGGAUGACAAGGAGCCGGCGGAUCAACUGACCUGUGCCGGUGGCAGUGACUCCACCUGCUCCGCCUGCAGCGGCGACUCGUGCAAUGUCCAGACCGUGCCCGAGGACCGCCUGAGUUGCUACACCUGCGAGGGUGACGAGUGCGAGGAUCCUCAGCCCAAGACCUGUGCCAUCUACAAGCCCGAGGACAGCUGCUUCCUGUGGGUGGACGAGGACAACGACCUGAAGGAACUCGGCUGCCUGAGCUCCUUCCGCAACCAGGAUCUGGAGUCCAUCAUCAAGACCAAGCGCAUUGCCGUCUGCAAUGGCACCAACUGCAAUGUCCCGCAAUUCCAGUCCCCCGUGCGAUGUGCGGUCUGCGAUUCUCGCGAGGAUCCCACCUGCGCCACCAAUGCCCAGGCCAUAGGAGUCUUUGAAACAUGCAGCCAGCUGCCCCACACCGGAUGCUUCACCAAGUUGGAGGAUGACGGUUCCACCAACCGUGGUUGCCUGUACGACCUCGGCCAGUCUGAAUUCGCGGCCUGUCUGCUAGGAAACGAUGCCAACUGUUCCGUGUGCUCCAUUGAUGGCUGCAACCGCGAGGUCUUCCCUGCUGAUCGUCAAGUGUGCUAUUCCUGCACCUCCGCCGAUGACUCUAGUUGCGAGUCGGAUCCCUCGUACACCUUGGCCUGUCCUUGGGUAAGUGAGACGGAGACCUGUAAGACCCUGCUUUCCGGAAAUGUCACCACCCGUGGAUGCAGCAGCUACUUGGAGUGCGAUCCCAGUGACUUCCGCAACUGUCGCAGUUGCUCGGGAAGCGAGUGCAAUGCAAUCGAUCUGGCCAACCGGGUGGACGACGGUCAGCACGGAGUGUACCAGGACCUGCCCUUGAAGUGCCACUCCUGCGUGGGUGAUCACUGUCUGAGUUCCCUGGGACCGGCAGUCACCUGCACCCUGAACAAGGAGCAGGACUGUAAGACCGUCUUCGAGGCGGAUGGCGUGACGGUGAGGAGGAGGGGCUGCUCGGACGACGUGGACGACUACGAGGAUCGCUACUGCCGCAAGAACCCCGCCCUGUGCUUCACCUGCAAGUCGAACGAGUGCAACGACGCCUGGUCCACGGAGGAGUACGUCUCCUGUACCUUCUGCAACUCGGCCAACAAAUCCAGUUGUGUCCUGGAUCCCACCGAAUCGGAUUUGAGCAAACGCAGCUGCAAGGGUCAGUGUUUGGUGGCCUUGAACGGCGAUGACUUGAUUCGAUCCUGUGUGGAUGACAAGGAGCUGUACGAUCGCUCUGACUGUACUACGGAUGAGAGUGGCACCAAUUGCGCCACCUGCUCGGGUCAGGAUUGCAACACCUUCGCCUUUCCCUCGGAUCGUCUGAGUUGCCACACCUGUGCGGAUGCCUCCUGUACGAGCAGCCGGUCCCAGGCUUGUUUGGCCUACAGAUCGGAUGACUACUGUUUCGCCAAGUAUUCCGCGGACGGUGGCUUGGAGCUGAUGGGUUGUGCCAGCAGCCAGAACAGCUCCAGUCUGGAGGAGUGGCAGGAGGGCAAUCAGCUGUACUCCUGCCAGGGCAGCGAGUGCAAUGAACUCAGCAGGCUCCCAGGAGAGGGAGAGUGCCUGGCCUGUGACUCCAGCAAGUCCCUGGAGUGCGCCCAGGAUCCCUCGGGCGUGGUGGGCUCCAUCACCUGUCAUGCCCCCAACUCCGAGUGCAUCACCCGCCUGGAGGACGGUCACACCAUCCGAGGCUGCAGGAGUGCCCUGAGCUCCUCCGAGAGCAGCAGUUGUGUGGCCAGCGGCACCUGUUCCGCCUGCUCCGGCGCCAAGUGCAACUCGGAGAUCUUCCCCAACAACCGACGCCGCUGCCACAUCUGCAACUCCACCGCAGACCCCAACUGCGCCAAGCAACCCAACAGCUUGGCCGUGUGCCCCAUUUAUGCCGCCAACGAUGAGUGUGUCACCUCCUACAACGACGGACUGCUGCGACGAGGAUGUGCCUCCGAGCUGGAGUGCGAGAUCGACAAUGAGGACCACUGCAACAAGUGCUCCACGGAUGGCUGCAACACCGUUGAGCUCACCGGAUCGGCGGGAGGACUGUCUGGAAUUGGCCUCGGUCUCACCAUCCUCCUCGCCUAUCUGAUCAGCUCCACUCAGCGACUGUAGGGUAGGGCCUAGACCAUCCAAUCCUCUAGUUCCGUUUCCUCCACCUAGUUAAGUAGAUGUAUAUAGAGUAGAGCUUAUGUAAUUGGAUUGCUGUGCUGAGGGCGAUCUACAAUCGAUUUGUAAAUAAACCAAACGAAUUUUCGAACAAA
Molecule: messenger RNA, 9152 nt
Organism: Drosophila biarmipes
Lineage: Eukaryota; Metazoa; Arthropoda; Insecta; Diptera; Drosophilidae
Exons: 7
Coding region: 67-9003 (2978 amino acids)
Source: RefSeq, a predicted model, not a curated record